Cuscuta campestris is the source of this 6687-nucleotide messenger RNA. The record is from the annotation of a GenBank genome assembly. Lineage: Eukaryota; Viridiplantae; Streptophyta; Magnoliopsida; Solanales; Convolvulaceae.
GAUGAUGCAUCCCAACCCAGGUAUCUUUCUAAUCAUAUCUAAGAGAUUUUGUAUUUGGACUUGCAUUUUACGACUAAUUUUUUUAGGUUACAUGUUUGACAAAUUAUUUUAAUGAUGAAUUCUAUCUAUGAAGUGUAUCCCCCCAGACCCAAUGCCGGCGCCAUGCAACCGCCGGGAGGCGGCGGCCAGCUGGCCGGCAAGGCCGGUCAGAAGUACCUAUUUGUUAAAUUUAAGAUGGGCAAGCAUUUCCCUGCAGCCGAGGAGGAGGAUCUUCUUCCUGCUCCGGUUGUGGUAAAGAAGGGGCAGUUUACAGGGAAGAGUGGGCUGAGCAGCAAGGACAAGGAGGUAGUGAUCGCUUUUCCCUUCCCGGCGGCGGCACGGCCGGCCGUGCCGCCGGAGGCGAUCGAAAUCUCGAUCACCAAAAAGGACAAAACCGCGGUCGGUAAGCUGAAACUAGAACACAGCGACGGGUGGUACGAGGAGAGCGAGACAGAGGCCGCACUGUCCCCGUACCCCUUCGCCGCCGACACAGACCAGAAGCAGAGGCUGUGGCUUGGUGUUUGGUCGGGGAGCAAAACCCACCCCGAUUUCAGGGGAGCGGUCUUGGCAACCCUUCCGGCGGCGGCGGCGGGUCAUUCCGCCGCCGUCGACACCAAGAAACACCCCUCUCUUUCACCCAAAGACCAUGUUCACCCCAUGUUGGCAUACUACCGAAUCUCCCUUUACCCUUUUGUCACAAAGGACCCAGAGAAAAUGAACCAAAAGUACAUGCAUUUCCACUUGGAGGCGACCGUAGCAAACCAAGCGGUUCGUACAUUGUCCUCCCCUGAUCAUCUUCCUAUUCUCCUCAAUGAUCAAGACCUUAAUAAGCCAAACUCCAAUGAUCGAGACCCUAAUAAGCCAAACCCCAAUGACAUCUCCACCUUCUUGUUCGUCAAGGUCUACGGCACCCCACCGGAUUCCGUCAAACUUGUCCUCAAACUAAUGGCUUUUACCCGUAAUUCCCCGGGAGACGGGAAGAAAACCGAGCUGAAAGUGGUUGGGACCGCCGAAAAACGGCUGAACACGGUGGGCCCGGACAAGUUCGAGAUGGUCAAGGUGAUGUCACGCGGAGACGACGACGAGGAUCAAAAGGAUACCGGGGUUACGGUUGGGGUCCUGAAGAGCAUGGACCUCACCGGCUACCACGUGUUCGACGAGCCGCCGGAUCGGUGCUCCAACUUGCAUGCGACGGGGGUGUCGGAGAGUGAGCUCGCGGCGAAGAGGAUAGGGUCGCUGGCUGUGACGAUCGUGAGCGCGAGCGGCGUGGUGGCCGCUGGGAAGAAGGGGGCGGACACAUACUGCGUGGCGAGGUACGACUGCUCCUGGCGCCGGACGGCGACGGUCGCCAACAACCCCGCCUCGCAGUUCCAGUUCGUGUGGAACGUGUACGAGACUAACACCGUUUUCACCGUCGGCCUCUUCGAAAACUGCCAGAUCUCCGCCGCCGCCGCUGCCGCCGCCGGAGAUGACAAGAAGAAGGAGCCGGCGGAGGACAAAAUCAUCGGGAGGGUUAGGAUUCCCGUCUCCUCCCUCUCGAAUAACAAGACUUACAAUUUUGAAUUCGUCUUCCGUGUCAGGCAACCCGACGGCAGCCUCAAGGAAAUGGGAAAGCUUAAACUGGAGUACAGAUUCACCGGGAGGUUACUGCAGUCGGUGCUGCAAUACUUCCGGCCGCCUCUUCCGCGGCUACACUACACAGAGCCAAUACCGGAGUUGGACGUCGACAGGCUCCGCCCCUUCGCGGCGGGGCUGGUGGCGGACGAGUUGGCAAAGGAGAGUCCGCCGCUCAUGAAGAAGGUGGUGGAGUCCAUGUACGGGGCGGCCGACGAGGACCGGCGGCGGCGGAGAAGCGACGAGGCCGAUCGGGAGGGCCUUUGGCGGUUGGGGAACAGGGCCUACUCGGCGGUGGAGGACGCCGUUUCGUGGCGGAACCCUAUGGAAACGUCGUGGGUUCUAUGUUUCCUUAUAUAUGCAAUCGCAUUUCCGGAGUUCGUUCUGCCCACCGUUUUUGUCAUCUUGGCCGGCAUACCCCUGAAAUCAUACUUCAACCGCCCCAUACCAAUACCGGGAUGCGAAGUCGACGUCAUCAUGGAGAGAGCCGAACCCGACCAGACGACGAGUGCGAGGUACGAGGCACUAAGGAAGAAGGCAUUGGAGUACGAGACGUUGUUGGACAAGUGCGCAACGAAAGCGGAGGGCCUGACGGCGCUCCUGAGCUGGCGCAACCCUGUGGCCACCGCCGCCACUAUGGCCUUCUUGGCCGCGGCGGCGUUCCUCCUCUUUUUUGUGUCCUUCCAAACCGCCGCCACCGUUUUUGUGCUCUGUGUCUUCUUGUAUCCCUUAUUUGCUCCUCCGCAAGGCCAGCAGGGAGGCAUCCCGCUCCUCAACUUCCUCCACCGCGUUCCCGGCCUCAAUGACAAUGAUAAAACCGUCAUAGAUGCCGAAGGAACAUUUCCAAGCCAGAACACGACAAAGGUGCAGCCUCCUACGCAAGAUGACAAGGCAGAGCCAGUCAGGGAGGCCGAGCCUGCCCGCACCCAACGCUCCCGGUCAAACCGGCGGGAGCCCGCCAGGACGAGGGCCUCUCACCAGGAAGAGGAAGCAGAAAGCCAGCCUAGGGUACCGGUGGCUGACCGGUUAACUAUCCCCAACGACCGCGUCCAGCAGAUGGAGGCAAAGUUGGAGAGGCUGGAAAAGAAAGUCGGGGAGAAGAGUGACCGGGACAAACCUCUCGCGGGCUCCCCGUUCACCGCAAGGGUCCAUCUGACACCUUUCCCGCGAAAGGUUAAGAUAGACGCCCCAAGGUUCACCGGUAAGGAGGACCCAGAAAUCCACCUGGACUCCUUCAAUCAGAGUGCAACCAUGAACGGUUGCACAGAUGAAGAAAAGUGCCUCCUUUUCUUCCAGACCUUGCGGAAUCGAGCCACUGAAUGGUUCAACAAACUUCGCCCGGGAAGUAUUGACUCGUUCAGUGACUUGGCCUCAAAAUUCAAGGCCAAGUUCCAAGAGAACUGUACUAAGAGGAAGAAGUUCAUCUAUCUUAGUACGGCCGGGCAGAUGGAAUCUGAGAACCUCACCCAAUUCCUUACCCGGUGGAAGGAAGAGGUAGACAAGGUGGAAGAGAUGGAUGACAAAACCGUGUUGUCCCUUCUUUUGAAUGGCUUACGUGCCGGGGAGCUAUACAAGAAGUUCUGCCGAAAACCCCCGGCCACGUAUCAGGAGGCCUACCACACUGCAUGGGAGUUUGCUGAGGCUGAAACUCAACUUCGGGCGAAGAAAGAAGCUGAGCAUGGUUAUAAGCCCAAGCCGGUGCAAGUCAAGAAGGAAGAGGCGCCGGGAUCCAACCGGCCAAGACACCACUAUGACCCGGUCGUCCGCGUGGUCAACACAGAAGAGUGCCAGGAGAUAAGGAAAGCACCGGCUACCUACCCGGUCAUUCCUCCGGAAAAUACCACCGGGCAAACUGGGCGCCAGUGGUCGGGCACCUAUUGCUCAUACCACCGGUCAGAUUCCCAUAACACCUCAGAAUGCAAGAGUGUUAAGGGAGUAAUCCGGCAGAUGAUAGAUAGCGGGGAACUGGGCAAAGAUUAUCUACAGAAAGCCCAAGAGAAGAACCACCAAUGGGUUAGGCCGGCAACCCAGGAGAACGACCGGGACAAUGACCGGCGGAGGACCAACCGGCCGAGGGAACAACCUCCCCCUGACAAAGAGCAUAUUGGAAUGAUCUUCGGCGGACCCGAAGGGGGAGAUUCAGCCGCGCAGCGGAAAAACUGGGUCCGCAGCAUUUACGUGGGUGAAGUAAGUGCUGAACCGGCCAGGCGCAAGUAUCCCAGGAGGGAGCCAAUAGUCUUCACUGACCGGGACCUCCCUCCUACCGGUGAAGAUCACAAUGAUCCAUUGGUCAUCACCAUGGACAUCAAUGGGGUGGACGUCGCCCGGGUACUUGUUGACACCGGCAGUAGUUUCACGGGAGAUACAGUUGAAGCUGAGGGAUCCAUAGUUCUACCGGUCGAACUAGGAUCAGGCGAAAAGACCGUGUGGAAAAGGAUGUGGUUCAUUGUUGUGGACAUCAAGUGCGUCCACAACGCAACCCUUGGAAGGCCAGGCAUCAACAAAGUCGGGGGUGUGAUUUCCAUGCCCCACCUGUGCAUGAAGUUCCACACACCAGGCGGUGUGGGUGAAGCGAGGGGCGACCAAAGGAACGCCAGGGAGUGCUAUGCCCGGGCAGUCAAGAAAAUGACCAAGGGGGUCAACGUCAUCUCCCAAGAAAUCACCAGGGGAGAGACCCGGGAGAAGCUGGAGCCUGAAGCGGAAACGGUGGAGAUCGAACUCCACCCUGGUGAUUCAUCAAGGAUGGUCAGAAUUGGAGCAAACCUCCCAGAAGAUCUCAAGGCAGAGAUUACACGGGUGCUCCAAGAGUACGCGGGCAUAUUUGCAUGGAGCGUUGCAGAUAUGCCCGGAAUUGACCGCUCAAUCAUCUGCCACCGGCUGGCUGUAAGAGAUGGAAGUCGACCGGUACGCCAGAAGAAAAGAUACCUGGCCAGUGACCGGCGAGACUUCGUCAAGAAGGAGAACUCGGGGGCAACCUACCAGCGCAUGGUGAACAAGCUCUUCAAGCCGCUGCUGGGGAAGACCAUGGAGGCGUACGUCGACGACAUGCUGAUCAAAAGCCAAGUAUCCCUCAGUCACCCGGCUGAUAUGCGUGCCACAUUUGAUAUCAUGGCAAGAUACAACCUCCGGUUGAAUCCUAAGAAAUGUGUCUUCGCGGUUCGCACCGGGAAGUUCCUGGGAUUCAUGGUGACCAAGAGAGGAAUAGAGCCCAACCCAGAAAAAAUACGGGCUAUCACUGAAAUGCAGGCCCCCACAUCUGUGAGGGAUGUCCAGAAGUUGACCGGUCGCCUAGCGGCACUCAGCCGGUUCCUUUCCCGGUCAGCUGAGAGGUCCUUGCCUUUCUUCAAAGUCCUGAAGAAGGCCAAUACGUUUGCAUGGGACGAGGAGUGCCAGAGGGCAUUCGAGGAGCUGAAAGAGUACCUAGUGUCAGAUAUUGUAUUGGCUAAACCCCAGCCGGGUGAAACUCUGUAUUUGUACCUGGGAAUUUCCCCAAAUGCUGUAAGCUCUGUUUUAAUAAGAGAUGAUGGGGCACAAAAGCCCAUUUAUUAUGUGAGCAAGGCACUGAACGGAGCAGAAAGUAGAUACACGGCGAUGGAAAAGACAGCUUACGCGCUUUUCAUCUCCGCAAAAAAGUUAACAUCCUACUUCCAAGCUCACCCGGUAGAAGUCUUGACUGACCAACCGCUGGGUGCAGUCUUGCGAAAUUCAACAUCCUCCGGGAGGAUGGUGAAAUGGGCGAUGAUGUUAACUCAAUUCAACAUUGAGUACCGGCCAAGGUCGGCAAUCAAGGGGCAGGCCCUUGCGGAUUUCCUGGUAGAAAUGACCGGUCUAACUCUAGACCCACCGGUCAACAAACCCACUGAGCAAUGGUGGGAGAUGGCGGUAGACGGGGCAUCUGGCCCUAGAGGAUAUGGGGGUGGGAUUGUGUUUACCACCCCAGAAGGGUUCAAGAUCUACCAUGCGAUCGUCUUCAACUUCAAGCUGACGAACAAUGAAGCAGAAUACGAAGCUCUGGCUGGAGGGCUCAGACUCGCCCAAGCCCUGAAGAUCGACCAGGUCAGUAUCAAAUCUGAUUCCAGUUUGAUCAUCGGGCAAGUGACCGGUAACAUGGAAGCUAGAGAAGGUCGAAUGGCGCAGUACAAGGACCUAAUACUUGCCUUGUUGAAAGGCUUCGACGAAUUCAAGAUAGCCCAAAUCCCCCGGGCGGAAAAUGCAGAUGUAGACCUUCUCUCAAAGUUGACGCAAUAUGCCCCCGAGCAUGUUUCGAAACUUGCCCGGGUAGAAAUUCUUGAUCAUGCAAGCAUUGAAAAAUUGGAAGUAGCCGCCAUAACAGGAGCAGACCAACCUGACCGGUCAAACUUUGUCGGAGCGGAUGACCACUGGAUGUAUGAUCUGAUGGAAUACCUGAUGGACGGAACCUUGCCGGAACAAGAUGACCGGGCAAGAAAAGUGAAGCUACGGGCACCCCGGUUCCAAGUCCUUGACGAAAAGCUGUACAAAAGAGCGUUCGGGGGACCCCUCCUGAGGUGCCUAACCAACCGGGAGGCUGAACGAGUCAUAGCAGAAGUCCAUGAAGGUGUAUGCGCAGCACACCAAAUGUCCCGCACCCUUUCACAGCGAAUCAUCCUGUUGGGGUAUUACUGGCCAACAAUUGUCCAAGACUGUGAGAGGUACGCUCAGAAGUGCAGAACCUGCCAGGUGUUCUACAAGUACCCCGGUAGGCCGGCGACCUACUAUCACCCCGUAUCAAAUGUCAUCCCAUUCGCCAGAUUUGGGGUUGAUAUCAUCGGAGCGUUCCCAAUUGCCCAGGGGGGGAAGAAAUUUGUAAUCGUGGCCAUCGAUUACUUCACCAAGUGGAUUGAAGCCGAAGCCUUGGCCAAUAUCACCACGCAGCAAUGAAAGAAGUUCAUUUGGAAGAACAUCAUCACCAGGUUUGGGGCUCCCAUGAACCUAAUUACCACAACGGCCCACAAUUCCGAAAUCCAAGAUUCACUGAAUACUUGGAGGGCUUUGGAAUCAAGCACAAUCGCUCCU